AGGUAUCAUGAAGGGGAGCGAGCACCAACCCCUCACUGCUACAGCUUGUUUAGGAAGCUGCCGCGACUACAGCUACGUUUAACUGCGAAGCAGGCUGCAGUCAUGGGCCCAGACACUGUAUCUGUCCCUAAAACAGAAUCUUCGGAGGAAAGUCCCGGAGAAGUCGUCGUGAAGGUGAUCUCAGAAUCAGAUUCCACAGAUGCUUCAGCUGCCACUGAGCCAGAGGAAUCCAAACAGCUAGAGAGCAACGUAUCAGACAAGUGUUACCCUUGCUCCAUCUGUGGAAAGGUAUUUGACAGACCAUCAAAGCUAGAGAGGCAUAAACCUGUGCACACAAGGAAGCCUAAGACUCUUCAUCAGUGUCAGCAUUGUGAUAAGAGUUUCACACAACAAGAGAAGCUGAUAAGACACCAGAACUGCCACAACAGGACUAACAAGCACCCUUGUCCAGAUUGUGGAAAAGUGUUCAACAGGCCUUCAAAGUUAGAGAGACAUAAGCGCACACACUCAAAGAAACCGAAGGUGCCUCAUCAGUGUUCAUACUGCAUGAAGACGUUCAGUAAACUCAACAAACUCGUCCGUCACAAGCGAAUGCACACUGGGGAGAAGCCGUUCACCUGCUCGGUCUGUGGGAAAGGAUUCUCUGAGUCAGGUCACUGCAAAGCACAUGAAAAGACACACGAGGAACAGCCAGAAAAACCUCACUGCUGCCCAGACUGCGGGAUGUGUUUCUUCAAGGCUUCAGAGCUCCGUCGGCACUUCCGCUCCCACACAGGGGAGAAACCUUUUAGAUGCACCUUGUGUGAGAGCUGCUUCUCCCGUUCAGAGGGGCUUAAAAGACACAUGAGGAGCCACACAGGGGAGAGACCAUAUAAAUGCAUUAUCUGCGGAAAAGGAUUUUAUUCUCGUCAGGAUUUGAAUAUUCACGGGUUGACCCACUCAGGAGAGAAACCACAUCUUUGCCCUGUGUGCGGCAAAGGCUUCUCGCAGCUGGGCAACAUGAAAGAACAUGAACAAAAUGUUCACAUUAAAUCAGAGAAGUAUAUUUGCAAUGAAUGCGGCGCAACCUUCACACGGUACAAGUCGCUGACAAAACAUCAGCGGACACAUACAGGAGAAAGACCCUAUCUGUGCCUCACCUGUGGUCGCAGGUUUUCAUGGAGCCAUUCUCUGAGCAGACACCGGAGGACACACACGCACAGACAGAUGGCAACGGACACAUCCAAAGACACCUUAAGUUUUGAAGGACCCUCUGAGAAUACCAGCAGUUGAAAAGAGAAGUGAAAUCCUCACAGAAAGGACAUUUCACCUCUGAGCAAUUUUCUUUAAGUGCAGUCAAGCUAAAAUUCACCAGUUUGUGGUGGAUUGAGAGCUAAUUUUGAAGUUUUCUAACAGUUGACCUUGCUGCUUACUUUAUUAGUUAUCAGUCAGAAAUUCUUAGCACAGGGCUCCAGAUAAAUUUCUCCCAGUAUUUUUAUUGAUCCAAGCCAGAGGGUGAAUUUCUGGCAUUUGUGUUUUUUGAACUAUAUUGGCAGUUAAAAUUAAUGUGUGCCUCGAACAUGCUGUGAAUAUCCCAUAGAUAGGUUCCUUGAAUUGGGUGAAAACAGGUCAUGUGGCUAUUUAAGUACACUGUUGUAUGUGUGGCAGUUCUGUUCAUGUCUCCCUUUUAUGACAGAUAUGAACUUGCCUUCAAAUAGUGUGGAAGAAUAUCUCAUGCGCUAUCACGGGAUGAAUUACUGUUCGUUACGAACCUAAAUAUCUGUCACAACCAAAGUAGAGUUGCUCUGCCAAAAGGCCUGAAACUCAUAGAUGAAAUGUUGACCAAGUGUCUGCGAUGGUAUGAUUAAUUGAUAUGUAAGACUAUAGUCUCAACUAAAUCUGAGUAAAAUGUCUGCUUUCCAUAGCAAUUAGCAUAAUCCUCACUACCUCACUCUGACACUACACACACAGGAGGCACGCAAACAAGAUUUGUUCAUGUUGCAGUUCAUGUCAACAGUGGUUUUCUUACUGCAGUUCUUAAAACAAAAUUUAAAAACUCUUUCAAAAACUUGUCAGCCAGUUGCCCAGAAUACACAUUCAAAUGCCAAAAAGAGACAAUUUUUGUACAUGUGCAUCAAAUUAUUAUUGUCGUUAUUAUUAUUAAACUUGCACAGAAUGUUGAAUCAGAACAGAAAAGUGCUGUUACACUGUUCUCUAUGCAGGUGUGUUACCUCACAAUACUAAUGGGAAACACCUGCUGUGAGAUCACUGAUUGCAGUGUAGAACUUCAGAGCCCAAAAUGUGAACAGUAGUUUGAAACAUAGAGUGCAGCAGCAGUUUUCCGCUGUUAUGAGUUGUGUACAAUUAAAAUGAAGAUAAAGCUUUGACCUUUUCAAUUUUUUUAUUUCAUUUUGAUGUGUAUAGCUUAUAUAGUAAUGUAGUUCAUGUAAUCCACUGAUUUUCUUUGUGAUACUGUCUACAUACUUAGUACCUGGCUGUCAAUAAACAGAAACACUACA
Molecule: messenger RNA, 2498 nt
Organism: Lates calcarifer (barramundi perch)
Lineage: Eukaryota; Metazoa; Chordata; Actinopteri; Centropomidae
Product: zinc finger protein 501
Exons: 3
Coding region: 103-1272 (389 amino acids)
Source: RefSeq, a predicted model, not a curated record